This is a messenger RNA of Microsporum canis CBS 113480, 2658 nucleotides long. RefSeq lists its product as hypothetical. The record is from RefSeq and is a predicted model, not a curated record. Lineage: Eukaryota; Fungi; Ascomycota; Eurotiomycetes; Onygenales; Arthrodermataceae. The transcript is spliced from 2 exons. Bases 1 to 2658 code for a protein of 885 amino acids.
AUGCUCGCGUCUGAAAGCCAUGCACACGCUCGGGGCCCCAUUGCGUCGGUGCCUGCUCCGCCAGCUGCCCUUCAUGAUUCUCAUCCUCUAGCCACGGAAGUGGCCGAACUAAAAAUUCCAGAGAGCGUCGUUCGCAGGGCUCCUCCGCGGCAGGUUGCUCAGACCUCGCAGUCUUCUGCCUCCGCCUCUGUUUUUACUCCCGUUUCUCAAGCUUCGGCUUCAGAACCAGCGCCUCCUGCUCUUGCUCCCGCCCAUUCUCUUGCCCCAGCGCACAAUGCUGGUCAGACUGCUGUUAUAUCCUCAACUGUGAACGCUGUUCCGGGUAGAAGCACUGACUCUCCUGGGACAGGCGCCUCGACGCCCAAACCAACGUCGGAGAUUGAUCCUAUAUUCCUAACUAAAUCAGACGAUCUCAUCAGGGCAGAGACUCAAUUACAACGACAGCGUCUUGAACGCGCAUUGCGUGAUCAUGCUGAACAAAAGCGGGUAGAGGAAAGGCAGAAACCUCCGUUGCAGGAGCUUAAACCGGAUUUCGACGUCUCAGACGUUCUCAAUAGGGCGUUAGAGAUAGUGAAACCGCUUCCCCCUGUCUAUGACCAAGAUCAUUAUGUUAGCGUUGAUGGAGACGGUGAUCGGGUUAAUGGAGAUGUAGCCGGUGAUUCAUUUGAUGAAAAUUCCUACUAUUCGAGCAGAGCUCCUGACUCGCCGCAGAAUGAGGAAUAUGAUGAUGAAAUGGCAAUUGUGCCACCCUUGGCAGGAAAGAUGGAUACAGAGGAGAGUGACGAGACUGUUAUUGUAGACCGUGCAGUUGCUAGUGAACCUGAGCAUGAAUCUGCUGCCGGUAACCAUCAUGUGCUUGAUCAACUUGCUAACACUGAUGAUGCAAGGAGGGAUUUGGAGAACAUUCAGCCGUGGGCAGAGGAUAAUGAGCAUCAUUACUCCCCACCAGAGCCAUAUGAGGAGCCAGAGUAUUCUCCGCCGGGCCCUGAUAUCUCCCUCAACGGACGUCGAGAUUUGUUAGAGCCCAGCUAUCUUAGCCCGUCGAGUAGAAGACAGCCUCCCGUGGAACAACCACCAAACCAACAGUCUCCUGCUAGCAGGAAUCUAAGAGUGGUUAGAAACCAUAUCACAUCUCCGGCGGCCCCCCAACCUUCCCGUGUAUCUCCUCUUGCUGUUACAAGGGUUUCGUCAAUUACGCAGUCGCGUCAGGGCCGGCAGAGUAGACAGGCCGCGAAAGCCUCUGCUGACCAAGGUUCUGCGCAUACUAGCCCAGAAUCUGCGCCUCCACAGGUGCUGAUGUCGCGGAAACGCCGUCGCCUUCAGGCCCAGGAUAGGAAGAGGCUUGCUGAGGAGAGAAGAGGUGCCGCAUCUCCUGAUAUGCCAUAUAUUAAACCUGAACCCGUCUCACCUCCGCCGUUCAUUGAUGCACCUCCUCCUGCUGCUGCUCACUAUUCCAGAAGUCGGUUAGUCCAGGAAGCGCCUGCUGAGGUUGAAUAUGCACCUCGCCAUAGCCUUCCCGACGACCAUGUUAUAAGCAGCCGUGUUCCCACAUAUGACGAUGGGCAUGGUAGACACUAUGAACUGGACAGUCCAAUUGAGCUACAUACCCCUCGUACAACCUCAAGAAUAGGUUAUAGAAGGCCAGUUCGAGAUGAACAUGAUUUACGAAGAGUGGCUAGCUUACAGCAUGCUCGGCAAACAGAGUAUGUCCACGACUAUCCAGAGCAAGUUGCAGAUAUAUCCCCUCGUCACGGACGAGCUGUAUCAUACGCCGAACCAAUUCAACCGGAGCGCCCAAGGUAUCAUGAUGAAAGCCAACCGGCGCAGUAUACCAGAAGAUACAUGACCAGGCCCCUUUCGCCCCAUUACCGCGAAAGCUACGCCCCAGUCCGUGUUUCGGAGUCGCGCGUCAUGGGUCCUCCUCCACCUCAAAGGCGCAUUGUGGUCGAUGCGGAAGGUAACAGAUAUUACGAGUCAGUUGAUGCUCCGCGCCCCAUGCCCCCAGUAUCAGUUCGGUCUUCAAGAGUGGAGUCCUACGACGGAGGGAGUCACACUCCCGCUCGACCUAUGUCUAUCGUUAAUGAACACUACCGAGACCGUAGAUACAUCCAGGAGAUGCCCCCUCCUGAGAUGACCUACCGCCGUAACCCAGGCUCUGGUGUAGGCCCUGCACUAAGCUACGCGGCGGAUAACGAACUUGGUGAACCGCGCUUCUAUGACCGCGAGGCUCCAGACCGCGGACCCAUGAUGCGAAGCGCAAGCGUCCAAAUGAUAGAUUAUCCGCCGCGUCAACCCCAACAACACCCACGCCAGCCUCAGCCGACAUAUGUCGAUGAAGCCCCUUUCCCUCACGAUGAAAUCGUACGGGUGGCUAGCGUGCGUCCUCCGCCAGUUGGUGUACCUCGGUAUGAAGAGCAUCAUGAGAUCCGGCCUCGCAUGACAAGUGUGCGGCCUAUGAGGCGUGAAGUGAGUGUCUACGUCGAUGACGAAGCAGGACAUGGCAGGGAGUACCACCCUCCUGUUGAGCGAUAUGGUGGCGGGCCUAGCUAUACUGCACGGCCAGUAAGAGAAGAACGCUUCUACGAAGGCGCUGAUCCUGGUAGAAUGGAGCCCGAUGCUGGCCCCGAAGCCAUUCGACGAGUGCCUCGACGGUACUAG